Messenger RNA from Mirounga angustirostris (Northern elephant seal), 5291 nucleotides. RefSeq names its product zinc finger protein 527 (gene ZNF527). The transcript is spliced from 5 exons. Gene Ontology annotation, biological process: regulation of transcription by RNA polymerase II. Gene Ontology annotation, molecular function: DNA-binding transcription factor activity, RNA polymerase II-specific; RNA polymerase II cis-regulatory region sequence-specific DNA binding. Gene Ontology annotation, cellular component: nucleus. The record is from RefSeq and is a predicted model, not a curated record. NCBI's taxonomy places the organism in Eukaryota, Metazoa, Chordata, Mammalia, Carnivora, Phocidae. The coding region runs from base 2858 to 4687 and encodes 609 amino acids.
CUGGGCUUCGGGCGGACCGGCAGGGACUGGGGUGGGACCGGGGUGGGUGCCUCUGGGGUUACUGUCGAACUAACUAUGUGAGAGGCCGUGCUGUGACAGAAUGUGAUCUUGUCUGUCACCGCGUGUGUGCUUAUGCGCGACUGUAUGUUUCAGGUGCAAAACUGUGUGUGUGUCUCUGCAGGUAUAACUGUGUGUUACUGUAUAUGGGUUUGUGAGAGACAUUGUGUGUGUCGCAGUAUGAAUGUGUGUGAUUAUGUUUGACCACUUGUCUCUGUGGAUAUAACAGUGUUUGUGUGUGACAGCAGGUGUGAUUACGUACCUGUGUCCAUCUUCUCUCUGCAGGUAUAAAUUUGUAUGAGUAAUGAUGACAGGAUGUGUGACCUUGUGUGGUAUGUCACUGUGUGUGAGAUUGCGUGGGACUGUCUCUCUCAGUAAUUGUGUGUCAUUUAUCUUUGCGUUAAUGCCACUACAUAGGUAUUUGACAUUACAUAUGAGCUUGUGUAACCAUGGAUAGUGUAUGUGUGUGACUGGGUGAAAAUUUGUAUGAGUUUGUGAGAUGGAAAGCUUGAUUGUGUGGGACCUAGUGUGUGGUUGUGGGCACAGAAAGAUUAAAAUUACUUGCCCAAGUUCAGACAGUUAAUUAAUGGAACGGAGUCUCGAACCUAGGCAUUUUGGCUCCAGAGUCCUUGCUUUUAUUUAUUUAUUUAUUUUUAAAUGUUUUAUUUAUUUAUUCAUGAGAGAGAGAGAGAGGCAGAGGCAGAGGGAGAAGCAGGCUCCCCGCCUAGCAGGGAGCCUGAUGCGGGACUCGAUCCCAGGACCCUGGGAUCAUGACCUGAGCCGAAGGCAGAUGCUGAACCAUCUGAGCCACCCAGGUGCCCUGAGAGUCCUUGCUUUUAAUCACUAAACUCUCUUGAUCUUUCCCAUAUUGUGAGAAUGAAAAAUGGGGGCCCUGAGUUCUAAGGGUUUUGGAGAGGAUUGUCCAUGAUCUUGGACUAGGAACCUCUAGGAUAUGGGAUCUUGAUGUGGGUCUCUUCCUUGUGAGUCACAGGACCCAGUCUAAAGACACUGUAGUGAGACCAUCCUCAAAUUGACUGCCUCUGGGGGAGGAAAGCUCAACCUGAAACCCAGUCUUUCUCUCCUUAGACCAUGGACUUUGAGAUUUUAGCUUUGUCUUUGUCAGAACUCUUCCAUGUUUGGUGCUCAGAGAGGCUGAUCCAUGGCUCUUUUUCUUAUGUACCAAGUGAGCUAAAUUUUGGUUCUGACUUUCUCAGUUAAUAAAGCAAAAUGUUCUCAUUUCCUUUGCAAAUGUGUGUAUAAAAUGUAGGCAGGAACAAGGGUAGCACUUCUCUAUGCCAGGAAUUGGCUCAUGCAGUCUUGACAGUGAGGAAAGAAAUGUUCUGAGAGAUGGAGUAUCUUGCCCAAGGUCAUGUAGCCAGUAAGUGAAGGAGUGGAGAGUUAGCAUGUGCCUAGGGGUUAUAUAAAACCCAAGUCUUUAAAAUCAGCUUCUUUCAGAGACUGAUGUUCAUCUCAAACUUGGAAAACAUUACCCAAGUGAUACACAGCUAUUUGCAAACAGAAAUUUAAAAGACAUUUCUUUUAUGCAGAUGCUACAUAGGGUUCCCAGUUGCAGAGAAUACUUCACUGAUUCUUCUCUCAGGUUGCAAAGGCUUUUAUGGACAAUUUGAAGCUGCAUUGCGCUAAUGAAAUAAAUUCCUGAAACAGUGAGUUGGCUAGUGCAGAGUAGCCCAGAAUUAGGGGGUCAUGUAUCCUAAAUUCUAGGUCAAACACAACUAUGCUCACUUUCAGAAUGAAGAAAUGUUGGCUCUGAGGGGACUGUGCAAUUUGUUAUUGGUUUGUAUUAAAAAUGAGCAAUGCCUGCCUCAAGCUGUAUUCCCGUGAAGUAAUAAAGGUAAUAUCUGCCAGCUCUGAAGAUGCUUCUCUAGUAAAUAUAUAGCAUUGAUUCCCCAGGUUAUGUUACAUAUUUCAUUCAGACAUUGUAGGCUCUUGAAAGAGGACCAGUUUUUGAGUCUCAUUGCAGUUUUAACUCUUUUUUUUUUUUUUAAAGAUUUUAUUUAUUUAUUUGAGACAGAGAGAAUGAGAGAGAGAGCACAUGAGAGGGGGGAGGGUCAGAGGGAAAAGCAGACUCCCUGCCGAGCAGGGAGCCCGAUGCGGGACUCGAUCCCGGGACUCCAGGAUCAUGACCUGAGCCGAAGGCAGUCGCACAACCAACUGAGCCACCCAGGCGCCCCACGGUUUUAACUCUUAAUGACUGAGUUAGUUGUUUAAGCUUUUUGAACCUCAGUUUUACUUGUUGGUAAAAUGGGGAUAAUAAUACUUAUCUUUGCAGUUUUGUGAAGAUUAAGUACGAUAAUGACAUAUACAAUAUGUGUAACAUUGCCAUUUAUAUUACAGGAGGCACAGCAAGAUUUAUUUAUUCAUUUAACAAAUAUUUUUUGAGCCCCUGCAAAGAUUCUGGCAUUAUUCUAACACCAGAGAUACACCAAUGAACCAAAUGAAUCCUAGUUCUAUUAGAUCCUACACUAUUGUUUGGGGAGACAACAAUAAAGAGAAAAAAAACAUGUCCAAUGGUGUCAGAUGCUAAGAAGAAAAAUCAGCAUAAGGGAAAAGAGAAGGGAGGUUCUCUUUAGAUAGAAUUUUCAGGAAAGUUCCUCUGAUGUGGUGACAACUGAGCACAAACAGGAAUGAAGAGGGAGUGAGCCAUGUCCAGGAAGAAGGAAAAGCAAAGGCAACAGCCUUGAAGAAGGAGUAUGCUGUGUUUGAGGAACUGUAAGAAAACCCCUGUGCCUGGAGUAGGGACCUUGUUCUCCAAAAGAGAAGAUUGAAGAAGGAAGGAAGAAUGGCUGUUGGACUUUGUAAAGCCAUGUCCCAGGGUCUGGUGACCUUCAGAGAUGUGGCUCUAGAUUUUUCCCAAGAGGAAUGGGAAUGGCUGGACCCGUCUCAGAAGGAUUUAUACAGAGAUGUCAUGUUGGAGAACUACAGGAACUUGGUAUGGCUUGGACUCUCCAUUUCUAAGCCCAACAUGAUCUCCUUAUUGGAGCAAGGGAAGGAGCCUUGGAUGGUGGAGAAAGAGAUGUCAGAUGGUCAGUGUGCUGACUGGGAGUCUUGGUAUGAAAUCAAGGAAUUAUCUCCAAAAUGGUACAUUGAUGAAGAGGAUAUAUCCCAGGGGAUGGUAAUGGAAAGACUUACAAGUUAUGACCUGGAAUAUUCCAGUUUCAGAGAAGCCUGGAAAUAUAAGGGUGAAUUUGAGCAGCAUCAACGAAAGCAGGAGAGGCAUUUCAGGCAAGUGACAGCUGUUAAGGAAAUCUCUGCUGUGAAAAGAGACAAUAAAUAUAAUAAUAAUGAGAGAAGUGUUCUCUUGAAAUCAGUACUUUCAACACAAGAGAGAGUUCCCACAGUAGAGCAAGUACAUAAAUUUGAUAUUUAUGAUAAAAUGUUUCCCCCAAAUUCCAUCCUAAUUGAACAUAAAAGAUUACCUGCUGAGAACGAAUCUUUGAUAGAUAAUGAAUGUGAAGAUUUCAACCAGAAUACAUACCUUAGUAAAGAUACAGGAAUUCCUCCUGGGGAAAAACCUUAUGAAAGUAAUGAUUUUUCAAAUCUCUUAAGUUUCCACUCAUUACUUACUCAACAUCAAGCAACUCAUUUUGGAAAAUUACCGCAUGGAUUCAAUGACUGUGAUGAUGCCUUUAGGUGUUAUUCAUUCUUUACUCAACCUCAGAGAAUUCACAGUGGAGAGAAACCAUUUGUAUGCAAUGACUGUGGAAAAGCCUUUAGCCAUGAUUUCUUUCUCAGUGAACAUCAAAGAACUCAUAUUGGAGAGAAACCAUAUGAAUGUAAGGAAUGUAACAAAGCUUUCAGACAGAGUGCACACCUUGCUCAACAUCAGAGAAUCCACACUGGAGAGAAACCUUUUGCGUGCAAUGAAUGUGGGAAGGCCUUUAGCCGUUAUGCCUUCCUUGUUGAACAUCAGAGAAUUCACACAGGAGAGAAACCAUAUGAAUGUAAGGAAUGUAACAAAGCCUUCAGACAGAGUGCACACCUCAAUCAGCAUCAGAGAAUUCACACUGGAGAGAAACCCUAUGAAUGUAAUCAAUGUGGAAAAGCCUUCAGCAGACGCAUUGCCCUUACUCUGCAUCAAAGGAUUCAUACAGGAGAGAAACCCUUUAAAUGUAAUGAAUGUGGGAAGACUUUUGGCUAUCGCUCACACCUUAAUCAACAUCAGAGAAUUCAUACAGGUGAAAAGCCUUAUGAAUGCAUCAAAUGUGGGAAGUUUUUUAGGACUGACUCACAACUUAAUCGACAUCAUAGAAUACAUAGUGGAGAGAGACCUUUUGAAUGCAGUAAAUGUGGGAAAGCCUUCAGUGAUGCUUUAGUUCUAAUUCAUCAUAAGAGAAGUCAUGCAGGAGAGAAACCCUAUGAAUGUAACAAAUGUGGGAAGGCCUUCAGUUGUGGCUCAUACCUUAAUCAGCAUCAGAGAAUUCAUACUGGAGAGAAGCCCUAUGAAUGUAAUGAAUGUGGGAAGGCUUUCCAUCAGAUCUUGUCCCUUAGGCUACACCAGAGAAUUCAUGCUGGAGACAAACCCUAUAACUGUAAUGAGUGUGGGAAUAAUUUUAGCUGUGCCUCAGCCCUUAGACGACAUCAGAAAAUUCAUAAUAGAGAAACUCUCUGAUUAUAACAAGUAUAUGAAAGAACAUUUAGUCACCACUCAGUCCUUAUUAAAUAAAUAUCAGUGAAUUCUUUGGUUAAUGAUUCUAUGAAUGUAGUAAAUAUGGAAAAGCCUUCAGUUUAUGAGCAUCCCUUAUUUGAAAUAGCCUGAAUAGUAGACAUCUAUUACUUUUGGAUCUGUUCUAUGCCCCAUUUGAAACUUACCUCACCCUCAGUGCAUAUCAUUCUGAUGAAACUAUUAGGGAGAGCAGUGGAUUGGUCAUAGGCUGGCCACAAUUUGGUUAAUAAGGGAGUGGCAGAUGGCCCUGUUUGGACCACUAGAGCCCUAGGGGGGUAUUGUUAUGGAUAGUAAGAAAAGAUCAUUUUUUUUCCUGGAAUUGCAAGUUUCACGGAUUUAAAGGAUUUUUCAAGGUUCAAAACUCACCAGUAGCUUUUUUGUCACCGCAUGAGGAAAGCCUUCCCAAGAUCAGUCCAAGACAGAGGAAAAUGGAGAUAAGAGACAAAUCUGAUGACAUUGUUUGACCUUCUGAAUUCAAUCAUGCCUGAAGUCUAUACCAUCUUUUACUUUUUAAUUUUUGUGAUCCAAUAAAUUUUCUCUUUUUGCUUAA